Molecule: messenger RNA, 2478 nt
Organism: Paramecium pentaurelia
Lineage: Eukaryota; Ciliophora; Oligohymenophorea; Peniculida; Parameciidae
Source: the annotation of a GenBank genome assembly
AUGGGAGCAAACUAGAGUCAACAAUAGGGAUAAUAGGAAAAGAAGAAACUUAGAAAACGAGAUUAUCUGAUUGGGAUGUGUAUGAGUUAAUUGGCAUCAAAAGAAUCAAAUGAAAGUUCAAAAUUAAGAAAAAGUCUAUCUGAAAACAUGAAAUUAUAAAGUCAAGAUAUCCUGACGUAUUAUUAAAUGCAUAUUAUUUUAGAAAGAUGAGUGAAGAAGAGAUGCCUAAUUAUCCCAUUAAAAUCUUACAAUAUUUCUUAAAUUUCUUGACAAUACGAGAAUGUUUUUAACUUAAACUAGUGAAUAAAAAACUAAAAUUCAUGGUAGAAAUGAGCAGUAACAUUUAUUCAAACUUUCUUACUUAAUUCUAUUUACAGAAACUAUAACUUCGAUGUUUUGUAGAAUAUGGAUUACAUUAGAGAUUUCUUUCUGUAUAUCACUCUCAAUUGUUGAGUAUAGAAACGAACUAAGAUGAAUCAUGGAUCAGGAUAUAUUUAAACUUCUAAAGAAGCAUGUAACAAUUGAUAAAUAUCAUUUAGAUAAUAAAUGAGAAUUAUAGAAGAAGAGAUAUAAAAGACUUUUAAUAUAGAAUAUCCAUUAGUUGAUAAAAUCUUGGAAAUAAGUCAUAAUCCACAUAUGCCAAUACCUUUAUUGACAGAUGAUAUUCUUAAGUAAUGUACAACUAGUUGGUUUCAAUUGUAAUUGGCUUAAAAAACUAAUGAUUAUACAACUAUUGAGAAAGUCCCAUCUCUUGAUGAAUUAACUGAAAAAAUUUAUAAGGAUUGUUUAGAUAAAUUUGAUAUCACAAAUUUAAAACAUACUUAACUAUUAUUUGAAUUGAGAUGGGUUGUGAUCGAUAACUUUCUUAAGGAUCCAACCAUAUUAGAUUCUGAAAAUAUUCCUCUUUUAUUAAGAUUCCUACUUCAAAUAUUCUAUUUCAUUUAUUAAAGAUGUUUAUUUAGUAGAAAUGUUUUAAUGAUAACUAAAACUGAAAAAAAUCCAGCUAUGUUUAUAAAUAUGUAUACUAUUUUAUGGGAAUCUUAUAUUGGUAUGAUUUGGGGAUUAAAUAGAGCUUUAAAGAAUAUAUUUAAUAAAAUUGAUUUGAUAUUUGAAGAAUAUUUUACUACUUAUUUUCCUAAAAUCACUUUUUCUAGUGCUCUUGCUAGAUUAUGGUCAUAAAUUGUUAUUAAAGGUACUAGAAAUACAUAAAUUGAUCCUAUUGAAAAUGAAUUAUUUUCUUCAUAUGAAAUUCUAUUGAAAUAAAAAAGAAUCAUCUUAUUAUAAUUCUUUAUGAAAGAUCAUUGUACAAAUGAAUAAUAACUUAUUUCAUAAAAAUUUAAUGAUGAUGAUUAUUUUAAAUAUUGUCCAAGUGCUGUAAAUUGUUUAUUAAAUAAAUUUACAUCCAAUAUUCUUGAUUUAUCAUUACAUGAAUAAAGCAUUAAUUGGAUUGGUCAUUCAAAUGUUAAAGUUGGAUCCCUUUAUGGAAAAAUAUUGGAUAUUGUCAUUUCAUAAGCUAAUUAUUUAUAUACCAAAGCAUCUGAAUAAUUAUCGAAUGAUUAUUUAGUGUUCAAAAAUUAUAUCAUAGGUAUUUCUAUAUUAUAUUAAAAAGCCGAUUCUAAAUAUAUGUAAGAAAUUCUUAAUCAAUGGACUGUAUAAGUAUGUUUAUUACCUAGAGGAAUUGAAUAUCUUUAUGAAAAAGUGAAAAUCAAUCUUAGACAAUAUGUACUCUCUUGUCAAUUAAAUUAAGAUAUAGUAGAUUCUACUAAUCAUAAUUUUGAAGAUAAUAUUUUAGAAUCUAAAAUCAUUGGAAGAAAUGUAUAAUAAUUAUAAUUGAAUGAACCAGAUGAUAUUUAAUUUCAUAUAGAAAGGGAUGAUUAAUAUUUAGAAAAUCAUAUUUAUGAUAUAUUAAAAUAAGAAAAGAUUAUUCAAAAUGAAUAAGAAACAUAAAAUAUCACUCAUUAAUAAUAAAAUUCAUAUUAUUAAUCUGGAAAGUAAUAAAGUAUCCUUGAAGUAGAUUACAAUAAAAUGAGAAUAUUAUCAACAUUCACUUCAAGUACUAGAAUUAGUUAGAUAACUUAAUUAACAAGUGUAUAUAGUUAAUAGAUUAUGUCAUCUUACAAAUCUAAUUUAUAUAUAAAUUAAAUCAAAGAUAUUAAAUCAAAAUUAGAACAUAAUGAAUGGGCUAUAUAUCUUAAAGACAUUUAUAAUUUAGAAAUUGAAAAUAUGAUUAAAAUUGAAAAAAGGAAUAAUCAAAUUCAAAUGAGAAAUAUAGUUAGAAAUAUACCUUAAGAAUUAGAAGAAUAAUUUAAUAAUAAUGUAGAAUUUACUAAAGUUUGGUCUCUUGAAGAUACUAUGUCUUUAUUUGAGUCUAAAAAUAUAAUUGAACAAUUAUAAGGAAUCAACAUAGAAAGAAAUUUUAGUGAAAUGAAAAUUGGUCAAGGAUUGCUAGCAUCUUAUUUCAUUUAAUAUUAAACAUGA